AGCGACAGUAUUCCGAGGCUCUCUAAACGAAAAGGAUAUCAAUAGUGUUAAGCAGUAAAAAGAAAAACCUUUGUGAAUAUGUGCAAAAUUGUGAUUGUUGUAGUCGCCGCCUUGGCACUCUUCUCUGGCCAUGCGCUGGCCCAGAAUCCACAAACACCUCAAUGGUGCAACGUGUCCACCAGUUUGAUUUGGAAUAAUACAGAUUUCUUCGGCAAUUGGAUGGAGGUAGGACGUAACCCCAUUCAGGGCACACCCGGUUGCAUGAUCUUCUACGGAAACUUGACUUCCGAUAAUGUGACGCUGUCCAUCAAUGGCUCUCGCUCGGCUAAUCCUACAUCGGUGUAUGGCACCAUACAUGAGUCAGCCAAGGUCAAGCUGGUAGCGAAUGCCACCACGGGCUACAACGUUACCUUCAACAAUGGAGCGCCAGUGAUGACCAAGCUGCUGCAGUUCGUCAACUACACGUAUCUCAUUGGCUGCGGCUACACCGACAACCAAGACAUGAGCACCAGCUUUGGUUUCAUUCUGGCCCGCAGCAACUACACCCUAGACAACACACAAAUUGCCGCCAACAAUGCUAGCAAGCUAUACAGCAACUUCCAAAAUAGUUCCACCUUCGGCACAAUUAACCAAAAAGGAUGCAUAUACAGUUCGGCCUCACAGUCUCUGCCCAUGAUUUCUGGGUUUGUGGCGCUGGCGCUGUUGCUGAUCAAGGCGCACUAACUCUCUUUCACUAUGUGCUUGCCCUCAUAUAAACAAACUCCCUUUUAAAAUAUUGCUCUGCGUUUAUAUUUUAUAAUAAAUUAAAAAACAGAAA
This is a messenger RNA of Drosophila busckii, 817 nucleotides long. RefSeq lists its product as uncharacterized. The coding region runs from base 79 to 723 and encodes 214 amino acids. Lineage: Eukaryota; Metazoa; Arthropoda; Insecta; Diptera; Drosophilidae. The transcript has 3 exons. The record is from RefSeq and is a predicted model, not a curated record.